AUGACGUCAGCUGACGAAAAUUCUUAUGGGAGGCUAAUCGGUGCGAUCAUCUGUUCAGAGCUGAGAGAAUGUUUUUGAUCUGUUUAUACUCGGAUAUCUAGAAAUUGAAAUGAAAUUUGGUAGCAAUUUUACCAUGAUCCCAUCCGGCACCUAAACGAGGGCACGACCCGGUGAUAUUUUGAGACUCGAUUGUGAUUGCAAAAUUCUUCACAGGGACGAGAGAGAUGGACGAAAUUUUGCUGCAUAUAUCGCAGAGGCUGGAAGCACUGCAGGUGCUGCUGAGUUCGACGUUGUCCAGCUCUCGGUCUCACCUGCAAGAAUGGGCACGGCAGAUCGCACCGUGUGUCGCCAGACUGAAGGAGAUUUUCGCAUCGUGCGUGCACCAACUGGGCGACACGGCCGCUGCUUUUCGAGAAAACGCCAGCACAAUUUUCGCCCGCACCUGGAACAAUGCAAGUCCGAUAAUGGCCGAGCUGCAGGAGCGACUCUGGCUCAUCCUGCAGUGGCUCAAAGAAGUCAUUGCACAAUUCUGGGACAUGAUCAGUCAACGCUCAAGAUUACCUAGUCUCCCAUCUAGUGUUUCGCCACCGAAAAUCCCCGAUACCGUUCUCCAAAACGGAUUAUUUAGAGCGCUUAAAGCGAACGAAACGCCAUUCAAGGAUAUCAUGAGCCAGCGAUCGCUCGGCUUUGCCAUAGGCUGCGUCGUCGGACUCACUCUCGGUCUGAACUGGAGGCACAAAUCUCUUUACAGUCCUGUUUUCAUGAAAGCCAUCUCCAUUUCCUCUGCCAAAGGCAUCGAGGGCGUAUCAAUGGUCGACGACUCGCCGAGCCCUGUGAUCCUGGAGGCGGACCAGGUCCUGAUCGAAGUCGUGGCCAGCUCGAUCGACCCCGUGGACCUGGCGAUCUGCACCGGCUACGGACGGGCCGUGCGCAGGCUCCUCGGCGUUUCGGAGCAGUCGCUGGUGCUGGGCCGCGACUGCGCCGGGGUAGUGGUCGAAGUGGGUCGCGGGGUGGCGUGGGUGGCCCGCGGAGACGAGGUCUGGCUGGCCGUGCCGCCGUGGCGUACCGGAGCCAUGUCCGAGCUGGUUGUCGCCAGGGAGCAGCAGGUGGCGCUCAAGCCCAAGAUGCUCAACUUCGAGGCCGCCGCCACCGUGCCCUACGCCGCCCUCGUCGCUUGGGACGCCGCCGUCACUCAGGGAGGACUCAGCCCGCAGAGUGCCAGUGGAAAAAGAAUUCUGGUACGAGACGCGGGGAGCGCAGUGGGCUGCGUGCUGGUCCAACUGUGCAAGCUGUGGGGCGCGCACGUGACGGCCGUGGUGUCCGCGCGAGGCAAGGAAGUUGCCAGGCAGAUCGGUGCUUCGGAGGUGCUCGUCGCCUCCAUCGACCUGGACAUGGAGAUCCGUUCGAGGCCGCGAUACGACAUCGUUUUCAACACCGUCGGGUCCAGCCUCAACGUGUUGUGCCACCGCGCCGUCGACCCUGACGGAAAGGUCAUCUGCACCGCCCCUGCUGCGAUACCGGCCGACUCGUACGGCUUCAUCUUCGGCUCUCUCUACGCGCUCUGGGCAAGGCUGAAAUACUUCCUUCAGGGCCAUGAUCUGAUGAUAAAGCCGUGGAGUCCGGUGAACCAGGGUAGGACAAUAUUGGAGCAAAUCAGGAAGCUGGUAGAGUCAGGGCAGCUGCAGCCGGUUGUGGACAGGGUGUUCUCCGCGGCUGAUGCCGAGUUAGCUUUUCAACACGCGUCAUCAAGCACUGCGGUCGGAAAAACUGUCGUACAUUUUAGGAGUCAAGCCAAAUGGCACAUCCCCGGCUGGCAGCCCGGCAAACACACUGUCUCCCCUUACCGCCCCUCGGUGGCUAUGCUCUCCCGAUCGGAGCAAAAGUCUCUGUUGAACAGAGUCUUCGCCCCUUAAAUUAAGUUUCUAGUGUUAAUGUCGGUUGGCUUUAAGCAAUUUCUCUGGUGCUGUUUCAGGACGUUGGGUCGAGGCCGCUGCCUGUCCUAGUAGCAAUAACCAUAGCUAUUUAUUAUUACAACACGAUUCACUUUAUUUUCAAAAAAGUCAUUAUAUAACUUGUUA
Molecule: messenger RNA, 2078 nt
Organism: Cloeon dipterum
Lineage: Eukaryota; Metazoa; Arthropoda; Insecta; Ephemeroptera; Baetidae
Product: reticulon-4-interacting protein 1, mitochondrial-like
Exons: 8
Coding region: 225-1913 (562 amino acids)
Cellular component (GO): mitochondrion
Molecular function (GO): oxidoreductase activity
Source: RefSeq, a predicted model, not a curated record